Molecule: messenger RNA, 588 nt
Organism: Rhizophagus irregularis DAOM 181602=DAOM 197198
Lineage: Eukaryota; Fungi; Glomeromycota; Glomeromycetes; Glomerales; Glomeraceae
Source: RefSeq, a predicted model, not a curated record
AUGGAAGAGCGCGCAAAAAAAUCUUUUAAUAUAACUGCAUUGAAAGAGUGGGAAGAAGCCGGUGAACCGUUUGAGGAAGACGACGUAAUUCUAGCAUACUUAGAAUAUAAGAGAAACGAAGCCCGUAAAAAUGGCGCUAACCCUGGAACAGAGCCGGAAGACAUAACUCUAUCAAUGGCGGAGAACAAACACCUGGAAAAACAGAAGAGAUUAUUGGUUGAUAAUAUAGGUUCUUCUAAUCAUGGUAAAACCAAAGAUAGUUUUAUAUUUUCUUUUAAAAACAAGAAUAAUUUAAUGAUACAAUUUCGAGUUAAUGUGAAAAUAUGGAUUGUUUGUGCUUUAUGGUUCAGUUCUACAGCUGAUCCAUAUUUUAGUUACGAUAUUCAUGCAAGCUUCAAUUCCCGUACCUAUGCUUAUGCUACGACUGCUGUUAACAAUCUUCAGUCUUCACCGCCAAUAAUGAUAGCAUUCUCUCAGACAAAAGCUGCACUACCUCCUUCAAGACAAACUUUAGCAGCAGUAACUAAAAAAAAACAAUUCAAUUUUAUUAUAAGAGAUGGAAAUUUAUUAUUUCUAUUUUAUAAAUAA